AUGGCAUUCCACCAUGCAAACUUCCCUCCCUCAGCUUCCCUCCCGUCGCCAGACACAGAAGGACGACUCACGCUCCACGUUCCAGCGCCCACAGACGUAUGGCGCAAGCCGCCCUCCCACGACGUGUUCGGCGCACCAAUAGUCUACCAAUCCAUGAAGGUAUCUGAAUUCAAGUCCGCGCGCGUCUCCGCCUCGGGAGAAUGGAAAACGCUCUACGACCAAGGCGGUCUGAUUAUCGUGCUACCAGCCAAGAAAAGCAGCGCAAGCAGCGACCGUUUACAAAAGCGCUGGAUCAAGAUGGGCAUUGAGUUCUACGAUGAGCGGCCGAUGAUGAGCGUUGUUGCUGCGGAUGCGUGGGCGGAUUGGAGUCUCUGCCCGCUGGAGGGGGAGGAUGAAAAGGCGGGGAAGAUGACCGUGGCGGUGGAGAGGAAGAGGGCGAAGGAUGGGGGAUGGGGCCCGGUGUUGCAGGUUUUAAGGGUUGGGAAGGAGGGCGUGAAGACGCCGAUUAGGGAGGUUACUUGGGCGUUUCAUGAUAUUGAUGAGGAUGCCGAGAUGUGGGUGGGCAUGUUUGGGGCGAAGCCGACGGAGAGUGAUGUGGAGGAGUUGGUGGUGAGGUUGGAGGGGUUUGAGGUUGAGAUGAGGUCAUGA
Messenger RNA from Venustampulla echinocandica, 648 nucleotides. RefSeq lists its product as uncharacterized. The record is from RefSeq and is a predicted model, not a curated record. NCBI's taxonomy places the organism in Eukaryota, Fungi, Ascomycota, Leotiomycetes, Helotiales, Pleuroascaceae. Bases 1 to 648 code for a protein of 215 amino acids. The transcript has a single exon.